CCAGUUGUGACUCGAGAGGUGGUGACUUAAAGUUAAAUUUGAGGCGUGAAGAUCAUCGUUGUGGCUUGAGUUCGGCAUGGCUUGUUCUCGGGAAAAUUCCUUAGGGAAUUGUUUAAGGAGCAUUUAUCCGGUUUCCGGCAGUAAAAGCUUGCAGGACAGUUGUUAAGGUACCGCAGUUCGGAUGGCAACUUCCGCGUUUGAUUCUGUAGAAAACAGCUUUUGCGGAGUUGAGGACAAGCUGAGUUCGACGAACAGAAGCUGCGGAAGCAUCGAAGAAGAAAGAGCUCAAAUCCCAGUUUCAGAAGCGGAAGAUUGGGGAGAGUCCAGGGACAUCAGCUUAUUUUCGGGUUACGGAUUUCAUGGCAGUGACAUGAUGAAGAAGCAAGCCCCUUUUUCUGAGGAUCAGCAGCAAGAGCAGCUACAGCAAUCGUUUUCGGAAUAUGGGCUCCUCGAUAAUCUGCGAAACGAUAUUGCCUCUCCUCCUAUCCAGACUUGUCUAGACGAGAUCGCUAAGUUCAGCAGAAUCUCUACGGAGCUGCAAGAUAUCAUUGAGGCAAAGAAGGACAUUUCUUCACCGCCACUCGAGCUUCUGAGGAACUAUCGGAGCGUGUUUAAACGACUGAGUGGGGAUGGGGUGCUCAAUCCGCACACCGAGAGCAAAAAGGCAGAGCUGUCGACUUCUGAAACCAUGAGGAUUGCCAGCGCCAGAUUUAUCCAGUCAUCUUCCGGGGCAGCCGAUGAUCUUGAGCUACUAGGCCAUCCUUAUGAUUAUUACUUCUCUUGCUUCUCGGAAGAUGAAAUAAGGAACGUGCAACUUGCCGAGAUCCUUCUAGCUGCUGCUGAGAAAGUCGGAUGUCAGCAGUUUGAUGCAGCGCGUCAAUUGCUUGACCGGUGUGAUGAGUUGUGUUGCAGCACAGGAAAUCCGGUGGAACGGGUCGUAUACUAUUUUUCUGAAGCCCUUAGAGAGAAGAUCGAUCGGGAAACCGGGAGAGUCAGCAUAAAGGGCCUGGGAAAUAGGAUGAACUUCGAUCUAGAUGAAGAUAUGAUGCGGCCGAGCACUCCGCGCAUCGUGAAUCACCAACUAGUCCCAUUCUCUCAGAUCCUACAGUUCUCCGCAAUACAAACCAUCGUGGAGAACGUGGCAGAGGCUAAGAAAGUUCAUGUGGUUGACUUCGGGAUAUGGAGCGGCGUCCAGUGGAUGGUCCUAAUGCAAGCCCUUGUGGCUCGACGCGAAUGCUCCCUAGAGCUGUUGAAGAUAACGGCGAUAGGUACUUGUUUGCAGCAAGUGAUCGAGGACACAGGUAAAAGACUGGAGACUUUUGCACAACUGUUCAACGUGCCGUUUUCUUUCAAAAUAAUCAUGUUGCAGGACAUCUUAGAACUCAAGGAAGAUCUUUUCGAUCUGGACGAGGAAGAAUCCAUUGUUGUCUAUGCUCGGUUCCUCCUUAAAACGAUGAUUUCUCGGCCUGAGAGGCUCGAGUCCGCCAUGAAAGUGAUGAAAAAGCUAAACCCAUGUGUGAUGGUGGUUAUCGAAGUCGAGUCAAACCACAACUCACCGGCUUUCACAAAUCGGUUCCCUGAAGUGCUUUUCUACUAUAGCGCAUACUUUGAUUGUCUGAAAGAGUGUCUGGAACGAGAUGAAGAGAACAGAAAAAUUCUCGAAUCUGUGUACUUUGGACAUGGAAUUAGGACCAUGCUGGCUGCCGAAGGAGAGGAAAGGAAUAUUCGGCACGUAAAAAUCGAUGUCUGGAGGGCAUUCUUCAGUCGGUUUGGAAUGGUCGAGGUAGAUUUGGGCAUGGCGUCGCUAUAUCAAGCAGAUUUGAUGGUAAAGCAAUUUCCUUGUGGAAGUUCUUGCACGCUUGACAUGAAUGGAAAAUGCCUUAUUAUUGGGUGGAAAGGCACGCCUAUUCAUUCUAUUUCCGCUUGGCGAUUCGAGUAACAAGUGUUUACAGGAGUGCGAUCGCACACUUGCUCUGUACUUGUUUGCUGUAGCUUAAUCUUGUGGCAAACUCUUGUUAAAAUCUUUGCUUAUAUUCGUCCAUGCGUCCAGUGAACUUGUCUCGUUUUGAAUGAUCAGAAUGUUCGCUAGGCUGUUUUUACUCUACUGGAAUGCGAUAAGAGAGCUUCUUGUGUUA
This is a messenger RNA of Rhodamnia argentea, 2135 nucleotides long. Its product is annotated as DELLA protein RGL2-like. NCBI's taxonomy places the organism in Eukaryota, Viridiplantae, Streptophyta, Magnoliopsida, Myrtales, Myrtaceae. The record is from RefSeq and is a predicted model, not a curated record. Bases 182 to 1939 code for a protein of 585 amino acids. Gene Ontology annotation, biological process: regulation of DNA-templated transcription. The transcript has 2 exons. Gene Ontology annotation, molecular function: sequence-specific DNA binding; DNA-binding transcription factor activity. Gene Ontology annotation, cellular component: nucleus.